ACUCGCUCAUGCGAAAGCUAGUCUGAAAUGCAGUCGAUCACGAGUGGCAAUCACCCGUGAGAGGACCUACGGAUCGAAUGAAGACACCCGGAAUUCGAAAUCGCGGUAAAUCCGAUACCACUCGACCGCUUUCGCCGGAACCUCGUCACUUUCGAGACUGUUUCUAGGCGCAGAGGUGAUCCGGAGGAACAACCAGGAGGACUUCGCUCUAUCCGGAAUCUACCCAGUGGGAGAAGUCCCAGAAAUGACAGCGUGUUUGAGAGAUACUCUAGACUCGGUCGAGUGCUCAGCGCAAGAGAUCAUAAAUCGAACAAAGUCUCAUCGUCUCGACAAUCCUCUGGAAGCCUUUGAGUUGAAAACUCUGAUCAACAUCCGUCUUCAGGAUCUCGCGCGACAUAAGGAGAUCGCUCUCGAGGCAGGGAUCCUCAGCGCCGAUGAUGCAGCGGAAAUCAUGGGACUUGAAGCGCGUCUAGCGAUCUCCCUGGCGAAGUGUGAGCUGUACCUGGCGAGUCCAGAAAAAUACCGGGAAUUCGUGGUUCACAAGAAAGCUUUGGUCAAUCGUUGGACCCGUCGUUUGACCCGUGUGGGGUUUGUGAGCAUCGCUGUCUUGACGGUUCUCAUCGGUAUGAAAGUUCUCCGAACACUUCGGCCCACCAUCCAGCGCUUCGACCUCUAGAGUUGCGGGGGAUCCCUCCGGGGACAGCGCUCCGAUCAUCCGCAACUUGUCGCUGAGGUUUCAAGUCCUCUUCGGAAUCGGCAGCCUGUAUAAACUGUACAUAAAAAAAAAUGUUACAUCGAGGAGGUCAUCCAGGAAUUCUUCACUCGCGGGAGACCCGAUAUCCUAGCUCCAGAGAAUCAUACAUAUGGAAGGAGGGCAGAGUCUGUAUGCCUCGAGAAGACUCGUUGAUUUUUGAUUAUUCAUCAUUCCCC
Galendromus occidentalis (western predatory mite) is the source of this 930-nucleotide messenger RNA. RefSeq lists its product as uncharacterized. The record is from RefSeq and is a predicted model, not a curated record. Lineage: Eukaryota; Metazoa; Arthropoda; Arachnida; Mesostigmata; Phytoseiidae. The transcript has 4 exons. The coding region runs from base 245 to 676 and encodes 143 amino acids.